This is a messenger RNA of Rhinichthys klamathensis goyatoka, 1248 nucleotides long. It is a transcript of the gene pimr93, whose product is annotated as Pim proto-oncogene, serine/threonine kinase, related 93. The record is from RefSeq and is a predicted model, not a curated record. Gene Ontology annotation, molecular function: ATP binding; protein serine/threonine kinase activity. The transcript has 6 exons. Gene Ontology annotation, biological process: regulation of mitotic cell cycle; negative regulation of apoptotic process; protein autophosphorylation. NCBI's taxonomy places the organism in Eukaryota, Metazoa, Chordata, Actinopteri, Cypriniformes, Leuciscidae. Gene Ontology annotation, cellular component: cytoplasm. The coding region runs from base 42 to 1076 and encodes 344 amino acids.
AGGGGCCUGAGAGAAAGAUAAAUAGGACGAAUAGUGUUGAGAUGGUGUCCGCGCUCUCUUUCUGUGACCUGAAAGGCAGCUCAGAUCAGGGUCAGGCUCAGCAUAUGGAGGAUGAGGCUACUGUGCCUAUAUACGAGAGACAUGCUGAAGCAUUAUAUCAAAAUGUAGUGGAAGGUAGUUUUCAGGAGCCUCAUUUCAGUGGCCUUGAAGUCCAGCCGCCUGCAAAUCCGCAAAACAUUUUGAGCCGGUAUCAGUUUGGCAGAAUACUUGGUCAGGGAGGAUUCGGCACUGUCUAUGAAGGGAGACGCCUGGAGGAUGGCCUUGAGGUGGCAGUAAAAAUUGCCAGAAAGCCGUGGAAUAUGCCGUACAUUGUCAUUCCUGGUCAUCCCGCACUCCUUCCAUUAGAGGUCGGCCUGUUAAUCCUGGUUAAUUGGGACCCUAAAGUUCCACAGAUCGUUCAGCUGCUGGACUGGCAGGACCAGCCUGACUACUACAUCAUGGUUUUGGAGCGCCCCUCACCCUGCACAGAUCUGUCUAACUACAUUAGCCUCUUUAGAGGAACUCUCCAUGAAUUUGUAGCGCGACUUGUCAUGUGGCAGGUAACGCACGCCGCUAACGUGUGCAGUGCCCGUGGUGUUCUCCACCGUGACAUUAAGAUGGAGAAUCUGCUGAUCAAUCCAGAAACAUUAGAGAUUAAACUGAUUGACUUCGGAUGUGGGGAUCUCCUGAAGGAAUCUGCAUAUAAUCAAUUCUGUGGCACAGAAGAUUAUUGCCCCCCUGAGUUCAGAACAGAGGGCAGGUACCAUGGGAAUCCUGCAACUGUGUGGUCACUGGGAGUCCUCUUAUUCAGAAUGGUGUGUGGACACUUUCCAGAACCCAUAGAACUGCUGGCGAUUUAUACGGGCAUUUGGAAUCAGUCUGGCUUGUCACACGAAUGCUGCCAUCUGAUUCAGUGUCUCCUGCAGCAGGACCCAAGCCGGCGGAUUGGUUUGGAGGAAAUCCUGCCCCAUUCAUGGUUUCAGGUACUGAGCCUAAGAUCAGCUACUAAUGGUUUAGAAGAAGUAUUCACAUUUUGACUCCCUAUUAUUAUGCAUUUGUUUUUAUAUGUCGUAUCUUUAUUGUUUGUGACACAAUUCUGAAGUCAAAUCUCUUCUAAAUGUAACGUAUGUAGACAAUAACUUUCUGUAUUUUGUUUCAGGCCAUCCUGUAAGAAAAAAGGGAUCAAACUAACUGAUUGACUUCGGAUGC